AUUUAUUUAAGAAGGGAGGAAGUAUUUUUGAUUGGAAAGUGUUGAGACGCGACAACGGGUCACUAUAAAACGGACGUGUCUGGUCAAUUACACGUAAGUGGUGGAUCAUCACUACCAUUAACAAAAGUUAAUCAUCAAUAUCGGGCGGUUUCGAAAUUGAAAACUCAACUCUCAAUAGAUGCCUUUCCCUGUUUUGCCAAAACCAAAAAUAGAUGCCUUCCUGCCCUGCCAUUAACGGUUUCUCCCCAUCCCGGUAAGAGAAAGUAGACAUUCUAAACCAAUUCUUCCUUUUCAGCUUUCAUCCUUCCUGCCUCCUUCCUUCCUUCUCCUUUUGGGGGAUUCUCCUCUUCCCUUAUUCACAUUCCCUUCCUCCUCUACUUUAUUAAGCUCCCUCUUCUUCCUUUCCAUCAUUCGCUUCCCUUGAUUCUAGAGCGCACUUAGUUCCCCACACUGAAAUGGAAUAUGAAAACAUGGUUGCUUUGGUUUCACGCACCGGCCGGCAUUUGCAGCGCUACGACAAUGGUCUCCGUCAAGUCGUCGGGUACUUCUCUUCGCUCCCCCGCCCCCCUGAACAAAACGGCAAAAAAAACGAGUUGCUGAAAUUCCGGUCCUUCAUAAUUGUGUCUUUUGUUGGUAGAUAAGUCCAGGAAAUCGUCUGGAAAUUUUCUUCUAUUGUUUUAUUUCUCUCACAAAGGGCGUUGACCUGAGACUUUUGAUGUUUAUAUUUAUUUUAAUAUUUUUCUGUAGAAAGAUUACGUCUCAUAAGCCUAGCUUUCUGUACUGGUUAGAAUUACAGAGUUAUUGGAGAAGUUAUUUUCCGAAAACUAGAAAAUGAAUUAUUGAGUUAUUGGAGAAGUCGGGUACACGGUAGCAACACGGCAUGAACGUUUGGUAUUACACGGAGCGUUUUGAUUCGUACAUAGUUGACUGGGCUGCACUUUAUUAUAAACAAUAAUAAUUGCAGUUAAUAAUACUAGUAUUAGAAUCGGGUAAAUUCAACCUGUUUUGUUUUUCAGAAGAGGAUCCUGGUUAUUAAAAGAAACCAAAGGGUCAAGAGUCUCAAGACAUGAUAAUUUCAUCGUUAAACUUGUUUUCGAAUUUUGGGUUUCUCUGUAUUCCAUUUUAGCAUCAUCCUGCUGGAUUCUAAGCUGUUUGUAUUGGUUGUGCAGAUGUAUACCCUACAGGUACAAGGAUAGAAUCAACACAUUGCCUUGUUUAGAUGAGGAUGCAUAUGAGGUUCUUGUCAUUAGUCCACAGAGAAAAGGCAAAGGGAUGUUGUUUCCCAAGGGCGGUUGGGAAAUAGAUGAAACAAUUGAAGCUGCAGCGCUUCGAGAGACGAUUGAGGAAGCUGGUGUGGUAGGAGAUAUUGAGUGUAAACUUGGAACGUGGAAUUUCGGAAGCAUGAGAAGUGGCAAUGCUUGUGAAGGGCACAUGUUCCCAUUGCUGGUAAAAGAGGAGCUAGAUUGUUGGCCCGAGAUGAAUAUUCGUCAAAGACACUGGAUAAGUAUCGGCGAAGCAAGGGAGGUUUGUGUGAAGGGAUGGAUGAUGGAGGCAUUGGAAUUGCUAGCGAGCCGACUGACAAGGCAAAGCAGACAAAGCAAAGUGGGGAUGUUUCCAGGGACUGAGUGUGGUAGCCAAGGGAUACUUAUGCCUUUGAGGUGUGGAAGACAGAUGCUACCUCCGCCACCAUCUAAUUCGGCAGAGGAAGCAUAGUCAUCAGAGAAGGGUAGCUAGCAAUUGGUGUUUAAGCUAGGAAGGUUAUGAAGCUGUUAGGGGUGUUAAGUGAAGGAGCGGCAUUGCAGCAACCAGCUCAGGAGGAGGAAGUCUGCCUGUAGUAGAGGGUGGUGGUAGGGAUGAAGAGUCAGUCUAUCUAAUCUAAUUGGUUUCCUUUGAUUCAUUCUCUGUUCUUAGAACUGAGCUGGUGGUUGGAAAUCCAACAGUUCUUUUUUUCUUGGGAUAAGGGUCAGAUAAGGCCUCGAACUUGAAAAAAAAAUGUCAAAUAAGGCCAUAUUUUGGAUGCUCUGUCCGGCCGACGCCAUUUGGGGUGGUUUCCGGUGGAAUUUUUUGAUGAUUUUUUUUGAGAAUCUUAUUCAUUAAGUCUAGUUUACUCAUAUCAAAUUUGAACUAAAACUUCAAUCGGGAAGGCAUUCAAAUGAAUUCUUGAAGAUAAAUUGUUAGUUCAAAUUUGAUAUGAUUAAACUAGACUUAAUGAAUAAGAUUCUCAAAAAAAUUCAUUAAAAAAUUCCACCGGGAACCGCCCCAAAUGGCGUCAGCCGGACAUAGCAUCCUAAAUAUGGCCUUAUUUGACAUUUUUUUCCAAGUUCGAAGCCCUAUCUGACCCUUAUUCCUUUUUUCUUUAAUUGGAAACCUUUUUCCGUUUCGUUAGUAGAAUUGCAAUUAUGGUCAUCAUUUAUGAGCUAACUGAUCUUCUUCAUAGUCAUGAUGGAUUUCAGACUUGUACUUAUGUGGGCCAGGGUUAGGAAUGAAUUGAGGCUUUCACCAUUCUUUACCCAUGCUUGGCCAAGUCUGCCCAAAUCUUGUGGACCACACACACUGACACAAGUGGGGUUUUGGUUAUGCAUGAGCAUGAAUCUGAGUAUCCAACUGGUAGCUCUACAUGUAACUUCUAAACAAAUUAAAUCUAUCUUAAUAAGAAUUGAA
This is a messenger RNA of Cuscuta epithymum, 2661 nucleotides long. The record is from the annotation of a GenBank genome assembly. Lineage: Eukaryota; Viridiplantae; Streptophyta; Magnoliopsida; Solanales; Convolvulaceae.